AUGGAGCGGCCGAGGCACCAGGGGAUGGCGAAGAACACCUACAUGCGCUGGCGGCUCCCGCUCGUCUGCCUCCUCUGGGAGGUGGCCAUGAUCAUCCUCUUCGGCGUCUUUGUGCGCUUCGGCCCCGAAGCCGAUGCCCACUGGGAGGAAGAGAAGCACAAGAUGAACCUGACCAGCGACAUCGAGAACGAUUUCUACUUCCGAUACCCGUCUUUCCAGGACGUCCACGUGAUGAUCUUUGUGGGCUUUGGCUUCCUCAUGACAUUCCUCAAGCGUUAUGGAUUCGGAGCCGUGGGUUUCAAUUUCCUCCUUGCCGCCUUUGGGAUCCAGUGGGCUCUCCUGAUACAAGGCUGGUUCCACUCUUUCCAGAACGGGAAGAUCCUCAUUGGAGUGGAGAACCUAAUCAAUGCUGAUUUCUGCGUGGGUUCUGUGUGCGUUGCCUUUGGGGCCAUCCUGGGCAAAACCAGCCCCAUACAGCUCCUCGUCAUGACCUUGUUUCAAGUCACGCUCUUUGCGGUGAAUGAGUACAUCCUCCUCAACCUGCUUCACGUUAAGGAUGCAGGUGGCUCCAUGACCAUUCACACCUUCGGAGCCUACUUUGGCCUCACCGUGACACGCAUCCUGUACAGACCCAACCUGGAGCAGAGCAAGGAUAAGCAGGGCUCUGUGUACCACUCUGACCUCUUCGCUAUGAUCGGUACCCUCUAUCUGUGGAUGUACUGGCCCAGUUUUAACUCAGCCAUUUCUGAGCACGGGGAUGCCCAGCACCGGGCUGCCAUUAACACGUACUGCUCACUGGCUGCUUGUGUCCUCACCACAAUGGCCUUCUCCAGCAUGCUGCAGAAGAAAGGCAAGCUGGACAUGGUCCACAUUCAGAACGCAACACUGGCUGGCGGUGUGGCUGUGGGCACCAGCGCAGAGAUGAUGCUGACUCCAUACGGCUCCCUCAUUGUCGGGUUCAUCUGUGGCAUCGUGUCCACGGUGGGGUAUGUCUACCUCACGCCUGUUUUGGAGUCCAGGUUGCACAUCCAGGACACAUGUGGCAUCCACAACCUCCACGGCAUGCCAGGCCUUAUUGGGGGCAUUGUGGGAGCCAUCACUGCAGCUGCAGCCACAGAGGAUGUAUAUGGCAAGGAAGGGUUCAUUAAGGCGUUUGACUUCACUGGCAGCUACAAGACGCGGACACCCAGUGUCCAAGGAGGGUUCCAGGCAGCUGGCAUUUUCGUGUCUCUGCUGAUGGCUUUCGCUGGGGGGGCCCUUAUAGGGGCCAUCCUGAAGCUGCCCGUUUGGGGUGAUGCAGCUGAUGAGAACUGCUUCGAGGAUGGUAUCUACUGGGAGGUGCCCGAGGACGAGGAGAGCGAUGUGUACCACAUGCACAACCCCGACAAGCCUGCCUCGCCAUGAGCCACCGGCUUUUGGGGCUGCCACCUCAGCAGGGUGGCAAGGCUACCCCGGUGGUGGGAAGAUGGCAG
Messenger RNA from Cygnus atratus (black swan), 1472 nucleotides. RefSeq names its product Rh family C glycoprotein (gene RHCG). Gene Ontology annotation, cellular component: plasma membrane; basolateral plasma membrane; apical plasma membrane. Lineage: Eukaryota; Metazoa; Chordata; Aves; Anseriformes; Anatidae. The transcript is spliced from 10 exons. Gene Ontology annotation, biological process: ammonium homeostasis; ammonium transmembrane transport. The coding region runs from base 1 to 1404 and encodes 467 amino acids. The record is from RefSeq and is a predicted model, not a curated record. Gene Ontology annotation, molecular function: ammonium channel activity.